UAGCCAUGUUCGCGCGAGGGCCGCUCUCGUUCGGCCCCAACAUGGGCGUUCCUUUUGUCGUCUGCAAUGUGUCAAACGCCGUGGGACGGGUUAGUCGUAAAUGAAGAAAAGCGGUGGGAGAUUAGAGCCAACUUUGAUACCGUUUAACUUGCCGACCGACUGUUAGACCGCUGUUAGAAACGCGCGAGCGCCAGUUGUCCAUGCUGACGAACGUACCGCAUUGUCUCCAUUCGCCGCUUUGUGAGAGUGCCGCGAUCAUAAAAAAAGGCUUUCGCACGUAUCGGACUUUGAGCUCGAUAAUUGAAUUAAAAUCCAGAAAAAAAAGACAGGCGGACGAGCGAACAUCAUUGAACAUCCUUUUUCUUCGUCGCGACUUCGAGAUUCGAGAUCCGCUACGAGAUCGAUGAGUAAUCUGGCCGACCGUGUCGCAGGGUUAUGCAGCGGAGUCGAAGGAAAAUAAAGACAUCAAGACUUUCUUACAUACUGGUGAUACAACUAAGAGAGGGAGAGACAGAGCCUCGUGGAUAAUGAACGGUGACGCAUCACCGUUGUUUCUCCACGUUCAGCAAGGUCUGAGAAAUUGAAGUACUAGGUUCUCCUGUUAGAAAUCAGCUGAUCGACAAAGAGGCUAUGAAGUUCACGAUUAGGCUUUAACGAAAACAAAUAUUUACUUAUAUAUGAAGGAUAUAUGUUAAGCUUUGAGAGCCUGUUAGCGACGUGCAAUUGUGUGUGAUAUACAAAAAUAUUUUUCUCGUGAGGAGAAACAAAAGGUCAAAAAAUGUCGUCCGCAACGAUGAGUACACCUAAAGGUAAUAAUCUUCAAAAUCGAAAUUCACAGAGAUCUACUCUACUGAAAGUGGUGAUUCUCGGGGAUGGUGGUGUUGGAAAGUCUUGCCUCAUGAAUAGAUUUGUAUCGAAUCAUUUUGAUGAGCACAGCUUCCAUACUAUCGGGGUAGAAUUCUUAAAUAAAGAUAUUGAAAUCAAUGGCGAGGCAUAUACAUUACAAAUAUGGGACACUGCUGGACAAGAAAGAUUCAAAACUCUUAGAACUCCUUUCUAUAGAGGAUCAGAUAUUUGUCUACUUACUUAUGCGGUAGAUGAUUGGACAAGUUUUAAAAAUUUAACACUAUGGAGAUCUGAAUUUCUUAAGUACGCAGAUGUUCGAGAAGCUUCUACAUUUCCUUUUAUCGUUAUAGGCAAUAAGGUGGACGUCUCUGAAUCAGAGAAGCAGGUUUCCACGGAGGACGCACAAGCAUGGUGUUUGGAGAAUGGCAAUCCUCCAUUAGUUGAAACAUCGGCGAAAGACGCUACUAAUGUUGAAGCAGCGUUUGGGGCAGCUGUCGCGGCAUGGGCGCGACUGGAAGCUAGAUUAGAGCGGCCUUUAGUGGAAGAUACCGUCGAUCUUUCUAAACAGCAAUCUCCUCAUCGUUCGAGCUGCUGCAUGCCCAUAUCGGGUGCUGAAUCCUCCUUCGUGACGAGAUAAUUGCGAUCGGGUGGUAAGAAGAUAAGCACGAUAUGCAAACUUUACAGUGCGAAUCAACGCUUGUGGGAACGGUCGUUUAAAGUUUCUUUAUGUUUGGAAGCAGCACACAUCGCAAAUUGAACCCAUAGGUGUUUAUCCUGAGUAGAAUUUAUAAGGACACUCUGUAUGCAAUAUAAAUGUAAGGGAUUAUUUUUCUUUGUUUGGCCUACGCAUCAUUUCUUUGCACAAUUACAGAAAGAUACACAAUAGAAGUGAUUUAUAGUCCAUAGAGAGUUUGAACGGGCUUGCGUAAAGUUUCGAGUAGGUAAAUAUAAUAUUACUCCUCAGUUUCAGACUUAGCCAUUUUUACCAAUUACAUUUGAGACAAUUUCUCACAAUAGGCAUGCUUUUUUCUUCUAGGUCUAACAAAGUAAUUUGAAGAGAAUCUCUUGCCUGUGUCUACGAUACUCUUUCUCUCUCUCUCUCUCUCUCUCUCUCUCUCUCUUUCUCUCUCUCUCUCUCUCUCUCUCUCUCUAUCUUUCUCUCUUUCUACGGUGAACUUUAUUCAUGCUGGAAUUGCGUUGGUUGUACAAAAAUGAAUUAUAACUCAACUAUAGAAUUCAAAAUUAAGUGAAACUUGAAAGAUCGCACGGACUAUGUUUGUAGGAAAAUAAUUAGUGAUGAACGAGUGUAUCCUUUGCUGGGUGGCUCACCUUUCUUCUCAAUGAAUCUUAUCGAAGUACUCGGAUGUGAAACCGCAAAGAUCAGAUAUAUAAGAUAAGAUAAAUAACGUAUCGCGAUUUCCAGAAUACAGCUGUAAUAUGUAAGGUCAGAUUGAACGUCCUAUUCUAUCACGCUUUGUGCAGCUCUCGAGCUACCGACAGUAUUUUAAGUAUUUUACACAACAUCGGCUUGUGAUAAGAUAAUAAUAAUAAUAUUAAU
Messenger RNA from Harpegnathos saltator (Jerdon's jumping ant), 2404 nucleotides. RefSeq names its product RAS oncogene family member Rab9 (gene Rab9). The record is from RefSeq and is a predicted model, not a curated record. Bases 779 to 1483 code for a protein of 234 amino acids. Gene Ontology annotation, cellular component: late endosome; lysosome; phagocytic vesicle. Gene Ontology annotation, molecular function: GTPase activity; GTP binding. Lineage: Eukaryota; Metazoa; Arthropoda; Insecta; Hymenoptera; Formicidae. The transcript has 3 exons. Gene Ontology annotation, biological process: retrograde transport, endosome to Golgi.